UACCAAAGAGAGUCGGUGCGGGACCUCAGUCCGGCUUAAGUUCUGGAGACCAACAGGGUAUGAAGAGACCAGAGUCCUGGGGGUCAGACUGGAUCUAAAACCGGACCGAUACACGGAAAUUGUUUUACUUUAAACUCGGACAGAAGGACUCGGAUUGACUCGGCUUUGUUCGCUUCAGCUCCGGAUAUAUAAAAAACAAGUUUCCUUUUAAUCUCUAAUUAAACAGUUUCGGUUUGUUUUUGUUGCUGGUUUUCACCGUCGGACUUUCAUGUCAUUCCGAGAGUAGAAGAAGCUUCACAACAGCUGACUGACGACACAUUGCGCAACCGACACAAUAAUAAGGACACAAAGACGUCAUCACCAGCAACUUCUGCUCCACAUACAGACGGGCAAAGGCCAUCAGCACCUUUUUGACUCAACUGGGUCUUUACUGGAUCUACUGGUUUCCUGUUGACCUACAGUCCGGACCAGUCUGUCUGUCUGAAGUGCACAAGAUGAGCAUGGGCGAGACCGCAGCCAGAUCUCAGCUGUGCCUGAAGAGGCUACUGGACGAGCCCCAGGAGAAUUUACCGAAAUGUAAACUAGCCCGUCUGAGUCUGCACCCUCCGGCCCCUGGCCUAUCCCCCUGCCUCAGGCCCAGAACCCCCGCCCCCAAGUCCAAUCAGAGCCAAUCCCCAUCCAGAGUCGGACCAUACAUCCUGUUUGAACGCUGCGAGGGGGAGGAGACUUACAGGGCUGAACACGCACUCACAAAGCAGCCAUACACCUGCCAGGUGCUUCCUCUGCGUGGUUACCCGGAGCGGCUGGCUGUCUACAACCGGAUCGGUCACCAUGACAACAUCUGCAACCUGCUGGACGUGGUGAUUGGCCAGGACAGCGUUUACGUCUUCCUCCCUGGUCACCACGGCGACAUGCACGCGUACGUGCGAAGCAGGAAGCGUCUAGGCGAGGAGGAGGCGGGGCAUCUGUUCACUCAGAUGCUGAAUGCCGUGACGCACUGUCACCGCCACGGAGUCGUCCUGAGAGAUCUGAAGCUCCGCAGGUUCGUCUUCACUGACAAAUACAGGACGCGUCUUGCCCUUCUCGGUCUCAACGACUGCAUCCUCCUGCAUGGUAACCUCGAUGACGACUUUCUGACGGACAGACAUGGCUGCCCCGCCUACGUCAGCCCCGAGCUGUUGACCAAUGGUAACGGGUCUUAUUCAGGCCGCGCUGCAGACAUCUGGAGUCUGGGCGUGUCUCUGUACACCAUGCUGAUUGGACGUUACCCGUUUCAGGACACUCAGCCCGCCGCGCUGUUCACCAAGAUCCGCCGCGGGGCCUUUAGCCUGCCUGAUUGGCUGUCACCGCAAGUCAAGUGUCUGAUUGGCUGCAUGCUGAGAAAGACGCCCGCAGAGAGGCUGGAGGCGUCUGAGCUGCUGAUGCACCCGUGGCUGACCAGUCCCUUCACGCCACAUCACAACAUGCAGAAGACUCAUCACAGCUCACAAAAAACACUACAGAAUAAACAAGAGGACGAUGACCAGGUGGUGCCAACAUGGACGAAAAAACAAUAACAUUCACGCUUGUACUUCUAUACUUGUGAGGACCCACAUUGAUGUAAUGCUUCCCUUAGCUCCUAACCUGUGGUGGGAGAAGUAUCUUUUACUUAAGGAAAAGUAGCAGUACUACAAUGUAGAAAUACAUUACAAAUACAAAUCUUAUUUGAAAUACAAGUAAAAGCCCUGCAAUCAAAAUCUUACUUAUUAGUACUAAAUACACAGUAUUCAUCAUGCAGAAUGGCCCAUUUCAUAAUCAUAUAUAUGCAACUGGAUUAUAAUUAUUGAUGCAUUAAUGUAUACAUCACUACUGGGUACCUUAACCUAUAAUAAUAUAUCAUAAUUUAUUCGUUGAUUUAUAUUUUGUAUUAAUAAUAUAAAUAUGCAAAGUAACUAAAGCCUUCAAAUACAUGUAAUAAUGGAGUAAAAAGUACAAUACUGGCUAAAACGUAGCAGAGUAGAAGUUUAACGUACAUAGUGACGACGAUAAAAUGGAUAUACUCAAGUACAUGGACCUCGAAAUUUAGUAAAAUGUGGCAAACCACCAAUGCUCCUAACAUUAACCAUCUCAGCUUCUUAAUCCCAACCUUUUCACUUAACCUAAACCUGAUUCUAACUUUAACCCUUAAACCAGUUAUAAACCCCGAGAAACCUUUUGAAGAGGUGACGAUCAAAAACUCUAAUUGGUCCUCGCAAAGAUAGACAUACAAGAGUGCAUGCAUGCACGCACGCACACACACACACACACACACACACUACAGAGACAGUCUGAUCCUGGAUUACUUGACCCGACCCUCAGGUGCCUUCCUCUCACUGUAGCUGUGUCUCAAUUCAAGCUCCGCCUCCUUUAAACAGGGCGUGGCCCAUGACAGUGGCCGCACCUUGAGGCUUGAACCUGCUCCUUGUCCUCCACAAAUCAGAACAGAUGGUGUGUUCAGGUGCAAUUUGUCAACUUGUAAAGUGGAGAAUGUCUCAGUUCCCCUUAAACACAGCUAAAUCCUAAUAUUAUUAAACUAAGGACUUACUGACAUCCUGCAGGUGCAAUUUCAUUGAUCAGUGUAAUAAGGAAAAUAACACCUGGUCACAUGAUCAUCUCUGAUUUAAGAAGUUGAUGAAGAGUGAACACAAUCUUGGUUUUAAAGUGGACUUGCAGCUUCUUUCUCUCAGUGUUUACACUUUCUGGUUGCUCCCUAUAAAUAUAUUUAGAAGGAUCGGUCAGUGUUGUGAAGUCCCCAGCAACAGAAUCAUCUUUAUGAAAACCAGAAAUAACCAGAGUUCACACAAAGUCAGCACAAAGUGGCCAACAAGUGUCAUCAUUUUCUGAUAAUGCCAGUUUAAUGGAAGCGAAGAGCUGCCAUGAUCGCUACAAAUAUUUAUAGGCCUGUUAUCUGAAGAUCAAAACUUUAAAUUCUUCUAAAUUCUGUUUUUUUGUGGUACUUAUACAAAAGGACAAUUUACUCAUUAUUAUUAUUUUUAGAUAUAAACUGAUUCAUAGUUUUCUUGUGACAUGACAUCUAAUGGGUAACAAUCAAAAAUGGCUUUGAUCAACAAUCCUCCCAAAAUAACACAACAGUUAAAUUUGAUCUUGAGAAAACUAUUUCUGAUAUGUCAACGUAACAAAUCUCAGGAUAAAGGAUCUAAAAUAAAAACCAUGUGUUGCAUCAUAAGAAAAUGAAACUGUAAUCUUGAGAUAACCAGACUAAAAUUAUUAUAAGUCUUCUGUUCCCUUUGACUGAAGCUGACCGAUCACGAUCAGACACCCCUGCAGCCAGCUAAUAGGACGACUUCUUUUGGAUGCGUCAUUCAGUCCUCAGCUACAGCUGGAGAAUAAAUAAAGUUCUUUCACAAACUG
Molecule: messenger RNA, 3390 nt
Organism: Micropterus dolomieu (smallmouth bass)
Lineage: Eukaryota; Metazoa; Chordata; Actinopteri; Centrarchiformes; Centrarchidae
Gene: trib3
Product: tribbles pseudokinase 3
Exons: 5
Coding region: 495-1556 (353 amino acids)
Biological process (GO): protein phosphorylation; positive regulation of proteasomal ubiquitin-dependent protein catabolic process; regulation of MAP kinase activity
Cellular component (GO): nucleus
Molecular function (GO): protein kinase activity; mitogen-activated protein kinase kinase binding; ATP binding
Source: RefSeq, a predicted model, not a curated record